This is a messenger RNA of Dacryopinax primogenitus, 1673 nucleotides long. RefSeq lists its product as uncharacterized. The record is from RefSeq and is a predicted model, not a curated record. NCBI's taxonomy places the organism in Eukaryota, Fungi, Basidiomycota, Dacrymycetes, Dacrymycetales, Dacrymycetaceae. Gene Ontology annotation, biological process: CAAX-box protein processing. The coding region runs from base 1 to 1404 and encodes 467 amino acids. The transcript has 5 exons. Gene Ontology annotation, cellular component: endoplasmic reticulum membrane. Gene Ontology annotation, molecular function: metalloendopeptidase activity.
AUGGACAUACUCCGUUCCUUCGUCUCUCCCAUCCUAGGCGUCCUACACAAGAUGCAGCUCACCAUCCAGCUGCCGAUCCUGCGCGUCGCUCACGGCCCUUUGAAUUGGAGACUCAUCAGUAUCGGCCUCACCCUCGCCAGCAGCCUAUUUGAGACGCUUAUCCUACUCCGCCAGCUCCCGAACUACUCCAAGCCAGCCCCGCCCUCUUCUUUAGCCGACCAUUUCCCCCUGGAAACAUACACAAAGUCCCAAGCAUAUGGCCGUUCUAAAGCCCUCUUCACGCUUACUAAAACUGUAUGGGGCAUGUUUGAGGGGACGCUGAUCUUGUAUUCGGACUUCUAUGCUUGGGCAUGGAGUGCGAGUGCGGGCGUGCUGGCUUACUUCGGGUAUGGGGGUGAGAGAGAGAUCGCACAAUCCAUCAUUUUCGCCGGUAUCCUCGCUCUCCUCGCUACGAUCCCCUCCCUGCCAUGGGACUACUACUACACCUUCGUGCUCGAGCAACACCACGGGUUCAAUAAGACGACCCACCUGACCUUCUGGCUCGAUUUUGUCAAGUCUCUGGCUAUCGGCGCCCUCCUAGGCGUGCCCUUCCUCGCCGCCUUCCUGGGGAUAAUCAAGCACUUCGGGCAGGACUUCGUCACGUACCUCAUGGGCUUCCUGCUCGUCUUCCAGCUGGUUAUGGUCGUCCUCUUCCCGCUUGUCAUCCAGCCGCUGUUCAAUAAGCUUACCCCGCUGGAAGAAGGCAGUAGCCUCAGGAAGCGUAUCGAAGGGCUUGCGGGGAGGCUCAAGUUCCCUCUGAAACACCUGUACCAGAUUGACGGCAGCAAGAGGAGCAGUCACUCUAAUGCGUACUUCUACGGCUUGCCCUGGAGCAAGCACAUCGUCAUCUUCGACACGCUGAUCACCCAAUCAACAGAGGAAGAAGUGGAAGCCGUCCUCGCACACGAACUCGGUCACUGGUCCCUCUCUCACCCAACCAAGCUUCUCCUCCUAAACCAAGUGCACAUCUUCCUGCUCCUCAGCUCCUUUCCUCCCUUCCUCAGCUCACGCACCUUCCUCCCGUCGUUCAACAUCCCCCUCUACCCGACCAGCGCGCCCAUCCUACCUACGUUCCUCCUCUUCCAGCUCUUCCUCCAGCCCCUGGAACAUGCGAUGCAGUUCGCGAUGCACGCCGUUACUAGGGCGUAUGAGUACCAGGCAGACGCGUUUGCAGUCGCUAUGGGAGGGGAGAUGAAACAGCGACUCGGGGACGCGCUCGUCAAGCUGCACGUGAAGAACCUGAGCACCUUACAUGUAGACUGGCUGUACUCUGCGUAUCAUUAUUCGCAUCCUACGCUGCCAGAGAGGCUGAGGGCGAUGGACAAGCUCGAAGCGAAGAAGUCUAAGGAAGGGAAGGAACUGUGAUUCUGCGUCUAGUCUGAUGCCGUACGCGUCCGUGUGCUGAUGAGCGAAAAUCCGGUGAGAUGAUGGUUGAUGGGCUCGUGUGGUGUGGUGUGGUGUGGCUCUAUGAGGGAAGACGGAGGACUUUCCGAGGAGCCGAAAAGGAUAUGCCUCUGAAAUUGAUACAUAUUGUCAGACGGAGGUUGCCGCUGGCUGCGCAGUCAAAUCACGCAUAGGAGAUUAUGACUGCGCUGUUAUGGCUCAUUAUUGUUGACAUUAAUGCUGAUAGCCGC